Molecule: messenger RNA, 1107 nt
Organism: Naegleria gruberi
Lineage: Eukaryota; Heterolobosea; Eutetramitea; Acrasida; Naegleriidae
Exons: 3
Coding region: 1-1107 (368 amino acids)
Source: RefSeq, a predicted model, not a curated record
AUGUGCGAUACUUGCUCUCUAUUUAAUAGUAGAAUGAGAUCUUUGAAGAGAGAUUUGGUUGGAAAGGUUGCUAUUGUGACUGGUGCAAGAAUCAAGAUUGGUUUUGAGACUGCUCGUGCUCUUUUGAAAAAUGGAGCUACUGUUAUUGCUACUUCCAGGUUUACUCAUGAUGCCUAUGAAAAGUAUGCAGAAUGUGAUGACUUUGAGGAUUGGCAAUCUCGCCUCUUUAUUUAUCCAUUGAACUUGAAAGAUGGUGAUUCAAUUCUUUCAUUCUGUGCCUAUGUAAAGAAUAAUUUUUCUAAAAUUGACAUUCUCAUUAACAAUGCUGCUCAAACUGUGAGAAGACCACUCAAGUAUUAUGAAAAAUUAUUGGAGAAAGAAAAGAGUAACUUAUCAGAAACUCAUCUUGGAGAAAUCAAAACCAAUGACUCUACCGAGUUGGUUCUCAAGAAUGAAAAUAAGAAAAUUGUAAUUUACAGUGACGAAUUAUCAAUCAAGAACCACUGUCUCAAUAUUACAGAACAUUACAGUUUAACUAAGGAAGAUUUUGAUUCCAACCUCCAUAGCAUGUUUCCUGAGGGAGAAACUGAUCAAUUUGGUGAACAAAAAGAUAAUAGAACCCACCACUCUUGGACAUACUUACUUCCAGAAAUUGAUGCUAUUGAACUAUUGGAAACUACAAUGAUUAACAAUAUUGCACCAACAAUUAUUGUCUCUCAACUAAUGGACAUUAUGAAACCUAAAGUGGAAGAUCUAGAAAAUGUAACUGCUGAAGACAUUUUGACUGGCAAAAACUCAUCCUACAUUAUCAAUGUUGUUUCACAUGAAGGUAUUUUCAAUAUUGAUGGUAAAACAGAUGGUCACGUCCACACCAACAUGUCCAAAGCUGCUCUCAACAUGCUCACCAGAAGUGCCUCAAACUACUAUGCCAAGAAUGGAAUCUUGAUGAAUUCAUGUGAUACUGGUUGGAUUUCAUCUGCAAUCAAAACCUUUAUGAAACCACCUCUCACUGUAAAGGAUGGUGCCUAUAGAAUUUUAUAUCCUAUUCUCACUUGUUCAUUAGAUUAUGGCAAGUUGUAUAAGAAUUAUCAUGAAUCCAAGUGGUAG